AUGGCUUUUCCAAGCCCACCAGAUUCUCUGCUAGUCACAGACUGGUGUCCUUACAAGUACGAGCAAUAUGCAGAAGCCGAUUCGCCAACUGCUGAGCUUCCUGCUGGACUCUUGUUGCUUUAUCCGAGGCCGAGUGAAAUCUCCAUCAGUCCGCUAAAGCCUCCAAUGCACGGCGGAAGCGAAGCUGCGUCCUUGGGCACCGGCUCCAACCUUGACUCUCCACUCCCGGGGGCAUAUGCUACGAGGUAGAAAUGCAAAGACCGACCUCUGGGAGCCCAUUCCCUUGUCCCCUAAGCCACACCCGCCCUGUCCCCCCCAAACUCGGCAGAGCUUGCACUUCCCUCCAAACCGAUGGCUGUUCCCAUCAUCCUCGUGUCGUCGUACUCCGUACUCGGUGCUUGUCAUUGAAAUUUCCCCGGUUCGAGCUCUAAUGAUCCUUCUUGGUGGCGACAGUGGACUCGGGCAAGAGGCAGGCUGUGGGCUGUCGGCGGUGGGCGGUGGAC
Molecule: messenger RNA, 503 nt
Organism: Cladophialophora immunda
Lineage: Eukaryota; Fungi; Ascomycota; Eurotiomycetes; Chaetothyriales; Herpotrichiellaceae
Exons: 2
Coding region: 1-249 (82 amino acids)
Source: RefSeq, a predicted model, not a curated record